GCUGAGCUCUUGCUGUUAAGGGGAGUUUGGCUCGUCUGAAACUAUUUACACUUAUUCUUUAGCGUGUAAGGAAGCUGCACUUUGGAAAGCAGUGUCUUUAUUUUUUCUCGUUGUUGUGUUAAAGAAAGAAAAAGCUGAGGAUGAAAUUGAUCCUGUUCUUCGUUAUCUCCUGCUUCGCCUUACAUAACGGGAUGGGAGCACCCGCAACUGCUGUGUAUAAGUUUGUGAGAUGUAACCCUGAUGGCGACCAGGCGAACUGUGUGACUCAACAAAGUCCAGAGAUGGCAUGGACUCCAGACCUGCCAGCCAAACUGCCUGCUUCAACUGCACAGUAUCUAGAGGCAGAGCCUGUGGAGGAUGAGAGUCCACUCUGGGAGGAGGAAGAUGAGGAAGAUGAGGAAGUGGAGGAAGAGGAGGAAGAGGAGGAAGAGGAGGAAGAGGAGGAAUCACAGAUGACCAGUGAAGACAGGGAGUCACCUGUGGUGCCUGAGGAAGGCUCUGGCAUUUAUGAAGGCUCUGGAGCUGAAGAUUCAUUCGCAACAGACCUGGCCUCAAUGGCUGAGACCGGCUCUGGAGAGUCCUGGACAGAGGAAGACACAGAGCCAUUCAGUGGUGGACGAGCAGAUACAAGGAGUAUGCGUCCGCUUGAUGAGGCAAAACCAGCAGAGCACGAGAUGAAAGAAGACCACCUUCUGCAGCCGUAGACUCUACUCCCAUAUGCAUGCACACACACAGACACACAUACAAUUCUAGCAUCUAUUUUACUUCUAUCCUCUCAAUCCAAAUAGUAAAACAAAUAUUGCAUCAUUACCCAGUGGUGGAUAAAUUUGGUUGCUGAGAGAUCGACAAGGGCCAAAUAUAUGUAUUUUAUAUUCUCAGUGUUAUUGAUGAGAAUUAUUCUCUUCAGGAACAAAAGAACAACAAUGUACAUUUAGCUAAAAGAAUGGUCUGCUUUAAUGAGACACACUGUAUACACACUUUAAGUUUUCAGUGAUCUGCAUUUGCGCUUUCUUGUGGAAAAGAAGUGUGAGUUGGGAUAUGCUUUUAUAAUUUUGAUAUAUGCUUUUAAAUAAUUGUAACACCGGUGCAAUAUUGGAUGUCGACUUUGUCCACGCAUUGCUCACUCUGUGCAGCUGAGGUUCCAACCAUAUUUUUUUGGAGCCCAUAAGGCUUGUGUUCCUUUAAAACACACAAAAACUGGACUUAUUUAUAUUAUUUGAUCCCUUUGUCUCAAAUGUUGUGACACUUAACACUUACCCAGUAGGUUUAUGCAACCUAUUUUGGGAACUUCUGGUCUGCUAGAUGGAGCAAGAGAAUCUUGCACACAAAAACCCCUCAGGAAGAGAUUCACGCAAUCUUAACCACUGUGAGCUGAAACAUUUUCAAUAUAUGUAUCAUGCACAUGCAUGCAUUUCGAGCAUUGUCUAAUUUGCAUUUGAAAUACUUCUAUCAAUAAAGGAUUUAUAAUUCA
Thunnus maccoyii (southern bluefin tuna) is the source of this 1471-nucleotide messenger RNA. RefSeq names its product serglycin (gene srgn). Bases 141 to 704 code for a protein of 187 amino acids. NCBI's taxonomy places the organism in Eukaryota, Metazoa, Chordata, Actinopteri, Scombriformes, Scombridae. The record is from RefSeq and is a predicted model, not a curated record. The transcript is spliced from 4 exons.